Aureobasidium melanogenum CBS 110374 is the source of this 3651-nucleotide messenger RNA. RefSeq names its product RNA-directed RNA polymerase. Gene Ontology annotation, biological process: siRNA processing. The transcript is spliced from 3 exons. Gene Ontology annotation, cellular component: nuclear RNA-directed RNA polymerase complex. Lineage: Eukaryota; Fungi; Ascomycota; Dothideomycetes; Dothideales; Saccotheciaceae. The coding region runs from base 1 to 3651 and encodes 1216 amino acids. The record is from RefSeq and is a predicted model, not a curated record. Gene Ontology annotation, molecular function: RNA-directed RNA polymerase activity.
AUGGAGGUCUUCAUCAAUCGCAUACCUUCUCACUGCACAGAGCGUGAUUUGAAGAAGUUUAUGCGCUCACCUCUCCACGAAUUUGGCAUCACCGACUUCAUAUGCGAGAAGCUGGGCAACAAAGCCUGCGCAAAAUUGAUUUUUUUGGACUCUGACAAAGGCAAGCGCUUCAUCGCCAGGUAUGGAAAGUCCGACGGACAGCGAAGACCCUUGGUUCAGCUCAACAUGAACGGCCAUUACAUCAAUUGUGCGGUGUCGAAAAAUCAACCCAACGAGUACCUCUUGCGCAGUCUCAAGUCAAGAGCCACUCAACCAGUCGCAUCAAGCCAGAUCGGUUCUGCCUCUCGUCACGAGGCGAAUUCCAGUUUCGAAAUUUCCCAUCUGCGAUGUGGGGUGUGGUCUUUUGUCAAUGGCGAGCUUGUUUUUGUGCCGCGCUUUGUCGACUCAAGACGUGGCAGAAUCUUAUUUGGCCAUCGUCAAUUGGCUCUCCUUUAUGAGGACAGCAACAGCCUCAACAGCGGAUCUGCAUAUCGCGUCAACAUCAAAUACUUUGAUGUUGACACAGCAACCACAGGAGACUACAAACGUCCAACUGUGACUUUCGCUCUACACGUCUCACCCGCCUUCUAUUCCAAGCCUUCGGUGGACCUCGCUGCGGCACUCGCAAAUAUCAGCAUUCUGGGCAUCAGUGGGUUCAAGCUACCCCCACUGAAGAACAAGAAGCGAGUCACAAGCAUAAACCAGGCUCAUUCAGAUGUAGUCGGUACUUGCUUUGUGUACCAGAUACAGCUUGCCGACUACAGACAGCUGUCUGAAGUCUACCGAUUCUUGAAGCAUAAUCGUCACCUUGCAUCAGCUGCCAUCAACCACCCUACCCCCACUGUGUACCCUUCUGUCAGCCUUGCAUCCUCUUUCAGACGUCUUGACGCGGCGCUCGCCAAUCUGGAAUCAUACAACACUUUGCCAUUCGAUGUCAAGUUCCAGCUACUUCGCUUGGCCAGGAACGGCGCACUCUCGCCUGAUCAAGUCAUUGCAGUUCUUCCUACGAUAACUUUGUUGAUGGCCAAUCACGAUGCAACCACCAUUGUCGAAUCUCUGAGACGUUUGUACUCCGCUCUUCAGCCAAUUGGACCUCAUUCAGAAGCAGAGGACUAUUCAAUCAAGACAAUCGCCAACAAUCUACUGGACUAUGCCCAGAAGUUUGACAACUCCAGGUCUCAGAACCUAUACGAGCUGAUCAAUCGCCAUGCCCACAUUGUCCUUGUGCACAAGCUUACCGUCACCGUUGCGGGCGUAUACCUGGAAGGUCCUGAGCCUGAGGUCAGCAAUCGCGUGUUGAGAAAGUAUCAAGAUCACUCUGAUCACUUCAUACGAGUGACCUUUGUUGACGAGGAUGGUGAGCCUGUCCGCUAUGAUGGCCAGUCCGAUCAGAAAGACGUGUAUGCUCGUUUUCGAAAGUUCAUGGACUCGGUAUUCUUGAUUGCAGGAAGAGGCUUCUCAUUCUUGGGAUUCUCCCAUUCGAGUCUUCGAUCCCAGACCUGCUGGUUCAUGGCACCUUUUGAGUUUGAGGGAAGGAUUUUGCAUGCCCCAGAGCUGAUCAAGGAUUUGGGACAUUUCAGUUCCAUUCGCACUCCAGCCCGAUGUGCCGCCCGUAUCGGACAGGCUUUCACCGACACUACUGGCACUGUAGGGGUAGAAGCCUCGAUGCAAGUAAGACUUCGCGACGUCGAACGCAACGGCCGAUGUUUUAGCGAUGGCUGUGGUACAAUUUCCCUUGGACUUCUUCAAAAGGUUUGGGCUGUGUAUGGAUCGAGACGCACUCUCAAGCCUGUCAUUCUCCAGAUCAGACAAGCUGGUACGAAAGGAGUGGUGUCCCUGGAUUCUCGACUUGUUGGAGAUCAAUUUUGCAUCCGACCUUCAAUGGUGAAGUUCGAGGGCUCCACAUCAGUCACGCUCGAAGUUUGCGGUGCCGCAUGGCGACCAUAUCCCAUGGUGCUGAACCGUCAAUUCAUCAAGAUUCUUGAAGAUCUGCUUGUCCCUCUUGAGUCUUUCCUGACAUUACAAGACGAGGCAGUGGACAAGUUGAGAAUGAUGACCACUAGCACCUUCAAUGCAUCGUUGCUUCUCAACGACACACAAACCAGCAAGGCUGCAAGACUGCCAAGCUUCCUCGAAAUGCUGUCCGAUAUUGGUCUCGAGUAUCACGACGAUUCGUUCCUUCGUGGAGUCGUUGAGAUGGCUGUCAUCACAAAGUUGCGCGAGAUCAAGUACAAAGGUCGCAUACCUGUCAAGAACGGAGUCACUCUCUAUGGCAUCAUGGACGAAACUGGAUAUCUCAAGGAAGGCCAGAUUUACGCCGUUACUCAAACUUCCCUAGAUGAACCCAGAAAGGUUAUCAUCAAAGACAAAGUCAUCAUUACACGCUCUCCAGCACUGCACCCUGGCGACAUCAGAAUCGUCGACGCUGUUGACGUUCCUGAAGACUCCUCUCUUAAACAUCUUCACAACUGCGUUGUGUUCAGCCAGCAUGGCAGUCGCGAUCUUCCGAGCCAGCUGUCUGGUGGUGAUCUUGACGGUGACCUUUACAACGUCAUCUUUGAGCCUACCUUGAUGCCUCAGAGAGAUAUCGCGGCCCCUGCUGAUUACCCUCGCGUGCCUGGUCUGGAGCUUGACCGUGAGGUCACCAUCCAGGAUAUGAGCUCUUUCUUCGUUGAGUUCAUGGAAACUGAUCAACUAGGUCAAAUCUGCACACGUCAUCUCCAAAUUGCAGACCAAAAGCCGAUGGGUGUGUUCGAUGCAGCGUGUAUUGAGCUUGCAAGCAUGGCUUCAACAGCUGUCGACUUCUCCAAGACUGGUAUUGCAGUGAGCAUGGAUAGAGCUCCACGAGCCCAGCCUGCCAAACCAGACUUCAUGGCUCCCAGUCCACGAGUCAUUAUCGAGGCCGGUGGAUACGCAAGUUUCGAAGAUGCAGUUCAGAACGAAGAAGAGGAGGAGACUGAUCCUAUCGGCGACCUGGACGAUCAUCGCCCGGUCCGCUACUACCGCAGCGAGAAAGCCCUUGGUCACCUCUACCGUAGCAUCGACGAGAAGGAGUUCUUGAGGACUCUACAAGAUGCUACUGAGAGUCUUCCAGGCCGAGAUGAUACGGUCCUUGAGACUCUUUGGGCAUACAUUCAGCAGUACACUGGAGUCAUCCAAUGGGAGCAUCAUCUUGAUCUGGCCAGACAGAUCAGAGACGGAUACGAGCAGACCCUCCUCCAAUCCCUCUACCAAUUCGCCUCCUCACCACGCCACCCCCUAACCGAGACCGAAAUCUUCUCCGGCACAAUCCUCGGCCGCGACGGCGGCAAACAGUCCAGACGCAUCCGCGAAACCACCCAAGCCAUGCGCGAACAACUCGAAGAAGUGCUUACCUUCACCAUCUCCCGUAUCAUCGAUGGCGACUACGAUGACAACGAUCGCAAUGAAGAAGCUCUGCCUAGAGCCAUCGCUUGUCUUGCUGUUGGUAUGGACGAACAACCGAUGGGAGACAAGAAGGUCGGAGAGUUGCAGAGUUGGAAGUAUGUUGCUGCUGGGGUUUGCUUGAGGGAGAUCAAGAGAUGGUUUGCUGUUGAUAUGGGGAGAUAUGCUUUGCCGCGUGUUCGUCGCUGA